Messenger RNA from Sclerotinia sclerotiorum 1980 UF-70, 780 nucleotides. RefSeq lists its product as hypothetical. NCBI's taxonomy places the organism in Eukaryota, Fungi, Ascomycota, Leotiomycetes, Helotiales, Sclerotiniaceae. Bases 1 to 780 code for a protein of 259 amino acids. The record is from RefSeq and is a predicted model, not a curated record. The transcript is spliced from 3 exons. Gene Ontology annotation, molecular function: S-adenosylmethionine-dependent methyltransferase activity.
AUGAAUACCAAAGAAUAUAUCAAAGAUGUUCUUCAACACCUUUGGUUCCCCAUUGAAUUCAUGAUAGUUUCCUUUACCUUUUUACCCGGCACUAUUAUUUCUCUUCUUGCCUCAGCCAACAUUACUACUCUGAGUUCUGUGGAUAGAAUCAAAGAUGCAUGGUUUGCACGAUUCUGGGCCGUUUACGGACCGCGAGUUAGGGAAAGUGCGAGUGAAAAUGCAGAGCCUAUGAUCAAGGCAGCGAGAGGUAUCGUGCUGGAUAUUGGACCUGGUAGUGGCGAGUGGUUACAUGUCUUUGAUAAAUCUAAAGUUACAAAGAUUUAUGGUGUAGAGCCAAAUCGUGAUCAUUAUGAUGGGUUGAGAAGGAGAAUUAAAGAGGCCGGUCUUACCGAUAUCUAUGAGAUUGUGGAAUGUGGUGUUGAAGGAUUGACCAAAUGGGGAAUUGAGGAUGAAAGUGUUGAUUCAGUUGUCACGAUUUUGUGUUUAUGUAGUGUUGGACAACCUGAGGAAAUGAUCAAAGAUUUGUAUAAAAAGUUGAGAAAGGGAGGUAUUUGGGCGCUUUAUGAACAUGUGGUUAAGGAACAGGAAGGUUGGCCUUCGAAGUAUCAGUCUUUAGUCAAUCUGGCUUGGCCUCAUUUCCUGGGUGGAUGUUCACUUAGAAGGGAUACUGGGAAAUCUUUGAGAGAAGUAGGAAAGUGGAGUAAGGUUGAUUUGAAGUAUCCUGCCACUGAGCCUUCAUACGCUAUCGUUCCUCAUAUUAUGGGAACAUUAGAGAAGUGA